Molecule: messenger RNA, 447 nt
Organism: Parnassius apollo (apollo)
Lineage: Eukaryota; Metazoa; Arthropoda; Insecta; Lepidoptera; Papilionidae
Source: the annotation of a GenBank genome assembly
AUGACCGAAAAUUUGAUAGAAUUGGUUAGAAAAUAUACAUGCUUAUAUAAUACGAAGGAUAGUUCGUAUAAAGAUAUAUCAAUGAAGGCAAAAUUGUGGGCACAAAUCGGAGAAGAAAUUAAUGAAACUGACAACCAGAUAAAAGCCAAAGUAGAACUAGCCAAGUUAUUUGCAAGCAUAGAAACAGAGGAACUGCAAGAAAACGUCCAGAUAUUGAAUUCACCACAUUAUUCCAUUAUUAGUACCGAAGACUCCGUCUGCUAUGCAGUACCCAAUUCUGUGCCCGAAGAUUCAUCCCCAGUAGCUGUUAUAGAUCUAUCUAACAGUACUUCAUCAUACCUGCAACAGCCUGAGCAGCUACGUCAACCACUACGCGAAAUCGAUAUUCUACAUGUAACUAAUUUUGGAACACCGACAUCUGAUUACAACUCAGCUGAUUUUGACUGA